AUGUCGCGUCGUAAACAGUCAAAACCACGAGCUUUUCUCAAGUUGGGUGAAACAUCAUCAUCUGGAGCUACAGCAGAGGAAUGUGAAGAUCCGUUGGCUUUAUUAGAUCCCAAAGAGGAGUUAUUGAGUGAAACGGAAAGUUUAGAAAUGGAAGAUGAAAAUAAAUCAGAUGCUCCAGCUGACAUGGAUAUAAACCACAAACUAUUAGCUCUUGCUCCUACACAGCCAGCUCUUCCUCCGGCUGCUCCCCCUCUUUCUUCUCAAGAGGCUUCAGCAGCAACAAUAACAUUACCAGCCAUAACAAACAAUAACAAUGAUCAUCUUAGUGAAACUAAUGAUUCUGCCAAUAAAGUAUUAAAUAUUGUUAAUUCAGAAGACCUCAUUGCUGCUGACAAUAAUAUUGAUGAAACGAAAACUUCUGAAGAUAAAUGUAAUAAAGAUCUUUUGGAAAAUAACCAUGAAAAAGAUGUAAAUGAUACAUUUAAUGAGUUUGAUGAUCUAGACGAUGACGUAGAUGAUGAAGAUCUUGAUGAGGAUUUAUUGAGUUUGGAUAGUUAUUAUUCUGGUUCCAAUUUUAAAUGUAUAAUUACAUUGAAUUUGGUACCUUUGGUAUCUUUCACUAAGGAGCAAGAUGACGAAGAGCUUUAG
Messenger RNA from Lucilia cuprina (Australian sheep blowfly), 648 nucleotides. RefSeq names its product chromatin modification-related protein EAF7-like. The coding region runs from base 1 to 648 and encodes 215 amino acids. The transcript has 4 exons. The record is from RefSeq and is a predicted model, not a curated record. Lineage: Eukaryota; Metazoa; Arthropoda; Insecta; Diptera; Calliphoridae.